Molecule: messenger RNA, 1779 nt
Organism: Eutrema salsugineum
Lineage: Eukaryota; Viridiplantae; Streptophyta; Magnoliopsida; Brassicales; Brassicaceae
Product: ACT domain-containing protein ACR8
Exons: 7
Coding region: 268-1596 (442 amino acids)
Source: RefSeq, a predicted model, not a curated record
UAUAAAUAGGGAGCCCAAUGUAUGGAAGGAUUAUUAUGUGAAAGCGUGCUUUGAACCAUCUAAGAGAGAAAGAGAGAAAUAAAGAAAAAGUAACAGUCUCUCAGGAGUCAAGAGAGAUAAAACGGCACCGUUUAUUUGCAGGGGAUUUUAUGUUUGUUAGGCAUCUUUGGUAGAAGAAGAAGAAGAAACAGAGAAUAAGAAGAAGAAGAAGCAAAAGGUUGAAAACGACGGCGUAUUUGCAUCAAAGAGAUUGAGAGAAAGAUAGAUAUGGCGAUGAAGGGUUAUUUGGAUGAGUAUGAAAAGCUUGUUAUUAGGAUGAACACUCCAAGGGUUGUUAUCGACAAUGGUGUUUGUUCUUCAGCGACAAUUGUCAAGGUUGACAGUGCAAGAGGACAUGGUAUUUUGUUAGAAGCCGUACAGAUUCUCACAGAUUUAAAUCUCUCCAUUAAAAAAGCUUACAUUUCUUCUGAUGGAAGAUGGAACAUGGAUGUUUUCCACGUGACUGACUUAAACGGAAACAAAUUGAAUGAUCAGAGCGUCUUGAGAUACAUUGAACAGUCGAUAGAGACGGUUUACUACGGAGAAGACAUUGAAGUUAACGGUUUAACAGCCUUAGAGUUAACCGGAACAGACCGAAUUGGUUUACUAUCCGAAAUGUUUGCUGUUCUCUCUGAUCUCAACUGCGAUGUAGUUGACGCUAAGCUAUGGACACAUAACGGUAGAGUCGCGUCUUUGAUCUACCUCAAAGAUUGCAGCUCAGGAUCUCCGAUUCUUGAUUCUCACCGGAUAUCCAAGAUCGAGGGACGGUUAAAGAACGUUUUGAACGGCGAUAACGACGUUAAAUCCUCUGCAAAGACUUGUGUUUCGAUGGAUGUGAUGACGCACAUUGAACGUAGGCUUCAUCAGCUUAUGUUUGAAGAUAGAGACUACGAGAGGAAGAGGUCCAAGAAACAGGAGAGAUCUCCAAUGGUGGUUGUGACGGUUCAGAAUUGGGCUGAGAGGGGUUACUCGGUCGUUAAUGUUCAUUGUCGAGACCGGACAAAGCUUUUAUUUGACGUGGUUUGUACGUUAACCGAUAUGGAAUAUGCAGUGUUCCAUGCUACUAUCAACACGUCUACAGACCAAGCUCACAUGGAAUUCUAUAUCCGGCAUAAAGAUGGAUCACCGAUAAGUUCAGAAGCAGAGAGGCAACGAGUGAUUCAAUGCUUAGAAGCUGCAGUGGAAAGAAGAGCAUCUGAGGGUGUGAGAUUAGAGCUGAGACAUCCGGAUAAACAAGGUUUAUUAGCAGAGGUUACACGGACGUUCAGAGAAAACGGUCUGAAUGUUACAAGAACAGAGAUUUCAACGAGCUGCGACAUGGCUACAAACAUAUUCUAUGUAACGAAUGCGAAUGGAGAUGAAGCCGACUCGAAACUGAUUGAAUCAGUUAGGGAGAAAAUCGGUUUGGAGUGUUUAAGAGUGAAAGAAAUGCCAUCAUUGAAUCAUAACAAGGGAGAUGGAGGAGAACAGCAACAGACUAAACAAGUGUUGGUUUCACUUGGAAGCUUGGUCUGGAGAAAUCUAUUCAACUUUGGUCUCAUCAAAUCUUGUUCUUGAGUCUUUCAAAUCUUGGGUCAACCGAACCACCGGUUCAAUGAAAUUUAUCCUUUGAAAGGCACGCGGAUUUUAUUCCAAGAAGUCUGCGUGCCUUAAAAAGAAUUUGGUUUUUUUUUUAAUCGGUGUGAUUCGGUAAAGUUAAUUUAAAGUUAGGCAAUGUUUGGUCAUGUUUGGCAAUGUAAA